AUGUUACCGUCCAUUGGUCGGGCAAUCAACUCUGCUGUCGCCGGACUCAGUACUACUGUCCUUGAGCCUACCACCGGUAUUUGCUCUUCGUCAUUGCCUAGAAACCUCAUUGAAACCAGUGAUUCUGUUUCUUUUGGCUCAUUAUUUGUACCAGAUUCCAAAGCGGCAGGGCAUCAUGCCAAUUCAAUGGGCAGCGGUGUCUCAACGAGUCCCAAGGACACAAAUUCCGCCACCAAAUCAAGAACUCCAUCUGAAUGUGGUAAUAAUAGGCAGCUUCUGAAGCCUGGAUGGUCAACAGUGGUUGAAGCACGUCUUGUUGCAGCCCUGGUGCUUCUCCGGAUCACGGUUACCUAUCUUCCAGAUCGAUAUCUGAUGCAUUUGUUGCAGGUUACCCAAAUAAAUUCAUCCUUUUUCAUUUUAAUCUUAUGUAUCACAGUCUUGCAUUCAUAUUAUAGCCUUUUAAAUUUUUUUCUUAUUCUUCUCGAAGACCUUGUCUCUCCAAACUCACUACAUAAGUGA
Messenger RNA from Protopolystoma xenopodis, 519 nucleotides. The record is from the annotation of a GenBank genome assembly. Lineage: Eukaryota; Metazoa; Platyhelminthes; Monogenea; Polystomatidea; Polystomatidae.